This is a messenger RNA of Phymastichus coffea, 5981 nucleotides long. RefSeq lists its product as uncharacterized. Gene Ontology annotation, molecular function: enzyme binding. The transcript has 11 exons. The record is from RefSeq and is a predicted model, not a curated record. Lineage: Eukaryota; Metazoa; Arthropoda; Insecta; Hymenoptera; Eulophidae. The coding region runs from base 958 to 5901 and encodes 1647 amino acids. Gene Ontology annotation, cellular component: nucleus; Slx1-Slx4 complex. Gene Ontology annotation, biological process: DNA replication; meiotic DNA double-strand break processing; resolution of meiotic recombination intermediates.
CUGACCUCCCAAGGCGCUGCUGCGCGGCCUGCGCCUUCUUGGAUCCACUGCCCUGUUGUUCGGCAAUGGCAGACAUGGCUCCUCCGCGGGUGCCACCGAUCUCACGAGGACAUUGCGGAACGUCAUCCGUAUGCUGGCGAUGCACGUCUUCAUUAUUAUAACGACGAUUGUUUUGUUAACUUUAUCGACAGACUGCACGAACUAUCUUUCAAGUGUGCGCGCUUUUUUCCAACUUUUAGCGUUGCAGCUAAUCGUUUGAAGAUGGCGCUGAUUAUAUUUAACGUUCUCAAUUCCCGACAGGACAAUUGACACUCGACAGUCAGUUCGGUAAUCACGACGCCGGUACUAGGUAUUCACGAUCACGAUACUAUGUUAGGUAGAUGGCACUGGCUCUUUGACUCAGUGGAUCUAAUUCUGCCGUCGACAAGCCAAUACGCAUGCGCGAUUGCACUGAUUAGGUGUAGGCGCGCUGCGCGCAUGCGCCAGUUUGGUAUCUUGUGAGCAUGGAGAUGGGAGUCUCCAUGUCUGUGUUAUAAAACAACUGCUUUAAGUUGUAUCACCUUGUACAUUGUAUACACACACCUAAAUUACAAAUGACUGUGAAAUAAAGAUUAUAGUAACACAUGAAAAUAUUGUUCUCGAGUUAUUCGUUGAACGUUAUCCUUUUGAAAUGUGGCCAGAUCCAUUCGAUCCAAAAAGAAGAAGGCUUAGUUUUAUGAAAGGGACGCCCGCAAACGUUUAUUCUUACCUUGUGCCCGCUGCUGGAGUAAUAGUCUUCGUAGGAUUGAUCAGUCUUCUCCCAUACCUGCCUUUUGUCUCAAGGAAAAUUGAAAAAAUUAAGCAGCGUAUUAUUGAAGACAUACCGUUACGAAACACUAAAGGUUUUGAAUUAGACCCAUAUGUUAGCAAGGCUCUUCAUACAAAAAGAACAGAACAUCUACCCGAUAAGUACAAAACAUGGUUGGACAUGAAUUAAUAUCCAUUGCCACAAUGCACAAAACUACAAAAUGCAAACUUAAUCUGCAAGGCAAGUUAAGCCUAAAAAGGAGCAGUAGUGACAGUGUACAAGGUAUUUCAAACUCAGGUACAGUUAUUAAUUUUGAAAAUAAGACUCCGCAAUCAACCAUACAUGUUAAUAAUCAAUCACUUCACAACAAAAAUUUCAAAUCCAAUUCUGAUAAUAACAAAGAAGAUAGUUUGGCUGAUUUCAAGUUACCAAAACAAGAACUGGUACAGGAGCCAAUUCUAAAUAGAUAUAAAUUAGAUGCUAGAAAAGCAACAACAAAAAUUGCAAUUUCAAAAACUAAAUCAGCUGUCAAAUCUAGAAAAAGUGAUGUAAAUCAGCCAUCGAUAAAAGCUACUUUGUUAAAAUCACAAACAUCUAAUCAAAAUCAAACUGAUCUUAAAGAAGCUAUCCCAUGUCCUGUAUGCUUAAAACUAUUCAAAGAUGAUACUGCAUGCACCAGCCAUAUGAAAAGUUGUGCAGCUAAAAACAAUGUUUCGAUUAAACAAUUGCUUGAAGCUAAAAGACUUCAGGAUCGUCAAGCACAAGAAAGAAAGGCAAUAGGGCUAAUUGCAGCUCCGAUUUUACCCGAAAAGAAGAAAGCAUUUCAAAGUAAAAAUUUUAGCACUAAGGAUGAUCCACAAUUGCAACUUGGAUUAGCUAUGUCAGAAUCUCUUCAUGAAGCUGAAAAAAUGAUAAAACUGAAGGAAGCUGCAUUUUUAGCAGGCAUUCCAAUGGAAUAUGUCACAGAAAUGAAUGAUGAAGAGCGGAAAAAAACAUUACAAAGCUUUGGUUUUACUACAAAUAAAUCAAUAGCUGAUAUUUCUACAAUUAAGCAAAGAAAAAAAAAAUUACUUGCUCCUACGGUUUUGCAAACUCGAUCGAAAGAAGAUAAAGAUCGUGUUUUAACUGAGAGAAUAGCUUGUAUUUUAACUGAUGAAGAUGCACUUACUCAAGCACGAGAAAAUACUGCAAUUAGUUAUAAACACGAAACGUUAACGUCAAUUACUAGUAAACUGCUGAAAAAAAUUGAGCAAACGGAUAAUAAGUUGUGGGAUCAAAGCAAAUUAACAAAGCGAUUUAAUAAAUUUUAUAUUGAAGAAAUAAAGUCCCAUUUUUUUAAGUUCAAGAGGCAAUCUGUUGAAUCUGAAAAUUACCAAUCACUUACAGAAGAAUGUGAAAAAGAAAAUACUUCUGUUGUAUAUGAAUCACCUAUGGACUGUGAUAUAAUUAUUAACAACCAAAACGUAGAACGAAACAAUAGUAAAUGUGAAAUAUUCAAUAUGAAUGAAUUAAAGAGAAAUGAUUUCGAAUUGGAAUUUGUGCAAAGUGUUAUUGACAAUUGGAAAGAAGCUCUAAAUGAUAGUUCAGUUAGCGAUGUUAUAAUUUUUGUUGAAAAUAAUAAGCAUAUCUACGCACAUAAAUUAGUCUUUCAUAUACAAUGCCCAAACAUCUUGCUUGAUAUACAGCCACUAGAUGCGGUAUUUAAUUCAUCAGUCAAGGAAAAGAUAGCUUGGCUUGAUAAAGAACAAAGUUCAGCAUUAGCAUUUUUAGAAUUUAUUUAUAGUGGAACUAUUAGCAAAUAUAUAAACAUUUUUUAUCAAGAAAAAUUAGUACAUCAAGUUGAACAGUUAGCUAGAUUAUAUAAGAAACAAAAUUUAUUCACUUAUAUAAGAAAAAAACAACAAGAAUUUAGAAAUCAAAGAAAACAUUCAGAGAUGUUAAAAGAUUUUAAUAAUGUGCAGGGAAAAAAGAAUACAAAUUGUAAUAAAUCUAUGCAUAAUAAACUUUCACAAAAAUAUGAUGACCUAAGGAAUAGUAAAAGUAUUUUUUCGGAAAAUCCAUUGAUUAAUAUUUAUUGCUCAGCUGAUAAAUUAGUAGCAAAAAAUAUAAUCCCUAAUAAUCUAACUGAUCAGUUAAUUGAAAGAGGAUGUGCAGCAUCUCCUGAUUUAUUUGAAUCAGAGGAAGAUGAAAAUAAUAGUUCAAGAAUAACAACAAUAUAUGAUUCAGAUUCAGAAAAUGUUCAGUCUACAAAUAAAAAUAUUAAAGAAGAUGAUGAACAAGAUUCCGAUGAAUCUGAACACCUAAACUCUCAAAAAACACUUGUGAAUUUGAGUAGGUCAGUCAGUCCUUUAGAGAAUAUACAUGAAGCAAUAACACCACCAUCAGGACAAUCUCCCAAAAUAGACAGCGAUCCACUCAAAUAUCAAAUUUUCAAUGAAGGAGAAAUUACUGAAGUACCCACACCUAAAUGUCAAUCUCCUGAAAAAGUUGUUGACAUAAAACAAGAAAUCAUUCAAAGUGAAGAUCUUGCCGCUGUAGUUACUCCAGAGUAUGUAGCUCUAACAGAACUCAGUACACCAAAAAAAUUAGUGUAUACUAAUAUUGCACUAAAUGACAUAAUGGCUCAAGGCAAUAACAAUGAAUCAAUCUACACUGCAGUUACUCCUCCAAGACUUCAAGAAGAAUCCGACAAAAUGAUUGACAGAAAUAUGCAUAAAAUCAAAAGUGAAUUGACAAUAUUUAUUGAAAAAGUGCAGCGAAGAAAUGCUAAGGAUAUUAUGGACACAGAUUCUGAAACAGAUAGUCCCGAUAUUCGAAUAAAACAUAAAAAUCCUUUCUUAAAAAAAGAUCAAGAUGAUUCUUAUGAAUAUUUACAAAACAAUAAAAAUAAACAGUAUCAAAAAGCAAUAAGUUUAAUAGAAAAAGAUUUAUUACAUGAACAAAAAUUGCAGCAAAAUCUUGAAAAUAUUGAAAUUCAUGAAAGUAUAGAAGACAAUUUAGAAAAUCUCAGGAAUGACAAUUCAGUGAAGAGUAAAUUUCAACAAGUAUCUUCCAGUAAUAGUUUAAUAUGUCCCUCUGCAAAUACAAAAGAAAAUAUAUCCCUAUUGAAUGAUGAAGUUGAGGAUAUAACAGCUACCGAGUUUGAAGAGUCCAUGUACACAAAGUAUAAAAAAUCCAAUAGAUAUGACAACAGUAUUGCUUUUUAUCGAAAGAAAUUGUGUUUCAAUGAACAACAAAUUUAUACAGACAAGAAAGCUUGGUCUAAAUCAAUUGUAAAAAAUGAUUUAAAAUACUUGGAAACCUCCAGAAGCACAGUCUCUCAAAGUACAACAGUAAAAAAGCCAAAGCCAAGAAUCAUUGAAGAUAUAACAUUAGUAUCUGAUUCUGAUGAAGAAAAAAGUCCUUUGAGAACUUUUCUCAGAGAUAAAAAUAAAAAGAAAUCUUCUAGAAAUAGCCCUGUUACGGAUAUAAGUAGUAAUAAAGAUUUACAAAUCGACACAGUAACCACAGCAUUAAAUACUGAAAAUAAUAAUACAUUUCCAUUGGAAUUUGUUAAUGAGUCAUUAGAUCCUAGCAAAAAUUCUAAAGUGUUCAACUCUACAGUAUUGAAGGAUGAAUCAAAAAAUAAAGUAAUCGAUUUAUCUAUGGAUUCCGAUGAGGAUAAUCUUCAUGUUAACAGCACUAUUCAAAAUAAUGAACUACUGGUCCAAUCAGAUAAAUCAACGAACAAAUCAAAGUCUUUUUUCACAGAGCUUCAAACGAGGAUAGACAAGCGUAGGGAGCUCGAAGAAGCUGAGAGGAAAAGUGAAGACAUUGAUGCAAAGAUCAGUGAAAUAUUACAACCAAGUCAACAGAUCACUAAUGUCGAUGUGAGUUCAAACAGUGAUCAAGGAAAUCUUAAUGUUGAAGAAGAAUUUGGUAAAGAUAAUAAUGUGGAUAUUAUAGCAUUUAGCUCUGAGCGUGAAAUAGUUGAUUUGAGUCUAAUAUCUAUUGUUUCUAGUCCAGAUGAUCUUCAUGAACUAGCUAAAAUUAAUUCUCAAAGAUUAAAGAACAACUAUAUCAAUAAUAAUAAGUGUAAUAUUUAUUCACAAAAUAGUGAAAGUAGCCAGGCAUUGAAAGAAAACGAUAAUUUUGAUUCGUUGGCGUACAGCGAUCAGUAUAUGAAAACUAAAGAAUCUGUGAGAAAUAUAAAGUUUCUUGAAAAAUCUUCUAGAGACACAGUAACUUUGAAUGGAGUAGAAUCGGAUUGUUUCAAUGGCUGUUCGCGUGUGACAGAUAAUAAAACAUCCUCCUUGAUAACUUCGCCAAUAUUAAGUCAAAAUAGACGUAGCUCAGGAGAAGCCGAAGUAGAAUCUUCAAAAAUCAUCGUCAAAUCAAAAAAUAAUUCAGGGGAUACAAGAAAAUUAAGAGUAAGAUCUGCGUCUGCGUCGACUUUAACAGGAAAAAUGGAGAAAACCAGCAGACUUGGAUUAAAGCGAUGUUCUUCGUUUGUUUCUCCAAAACAAAAUAAAAAAUCUUCAAAUAACCGUGAAUUUAUAACGUCACCAUUGGAUUACAGUUUAUCUUAUAUAGAUACGCCUAAUUUACAGAAAGAAUUGAAAAAGUUUGGAUUAAAGCCUCAAAGUAGAACAAAAGCCACAGCUUUAUUAACGCAUAUAUAUAAAGAAAUUCAUUCUCAACCUCUAGCACCGCAAAAAAGAACUUCGAAUAUGGACUCGUUAAGUGAAGAAUACGAGCCACCUGCCAAGAGAAGACAGUGCGACAAAAGAGCUACUAAAAACAUUGAUACUACAAACGAGCACUAUUCGAAGACAGGAAAAAGAUCCGACGAUUGCACAAUCAUCGCCGAGGAAAUGGAUUUUGAUGACCCAGAUGUGGCAAGCAUCUUUGAGAAUCCCGUAAGUAUCAAAGACGCCUUCUUCAAACUGAUAAAAACUAAUAGAGAAUUGUACAAUCAAGUUUUGACGUACGAACCACUUACGUUGGAGACUUUGCAUUCAAUGUUGAAGCAAAAUGGAUUCAAGUGUCAAUUUAAUAAUUUAAUGGAUUUUCUGGAUGAGCAAUGCAUAACGUUUCAAGUAAAGGCUAACAAAAGCAACUACAUAAAAAAAUAAUAUGUUGUGAGAGGUUCUUAACUUUUUUAAUUAGGUAGGGCUCCAACAUAUUGAUUCUUUAGCUCACAGAACAUAUUUUU